This is a messenger RNA of Nannospalax galili (Upper Galilee mountains blind mole rat), 1990 nucleotides long. It is a transcript of the gene Pex13, whose product is annotated as peroxisomal biogenesis factor 13. NCBI's taxonomy places the organism in Eukaryota, Metazoa, Chordata, Mammalia, Rodentia, Spalacidae. Gene Ontology annotation, biological process: protein import into peroxisome matrix, docking. Gene Ontology annotation, cellular component: peroxisomal importomer complex; peroxisome; peroxisomal membrane. The record is from RefSeq and is a predicted model, not a curated record. Gene Ontology annotation, molecular function: protein binding. Bases 108 to 1319 code for a protein of 403 amino acids. The transcript has 4 exons.
CGGGGUGGAGGGUUCGGUGUUCUGCUUAUCUUGCCUGGCGACUCCAGCGUUCCUCCACCCCGGCCCUCGCAGUAGCUGCGAGGAGCUGUAGCCGUGCGUGCAAAGAGAUGGCGUCCCAGCCGCCGCCGCCCCCGAAACCGUGGGAGACCCGCCGAAUUCCGGGGGCUGGCCCCGGCCCGGGCCCUGGCCCCACUUUCCAAUCUGCUGAUUUGGGCCCUACUUUAUUGACAAGACCUGGACAACCAACACUUACCAGAGUGCCCCCACCUAUUCUUCCAAGGCCAUCGCAGCAGACAGGGAACAGCAGUGUCAGCACUUUCAGACCUGCGUACAGUUCAUUUUCUUCUGGCUACGGCACCUAUGGAAAUUCAUUUUAUGGAAGCUAUAGCCCUUAUAGUUAUGGAUAUAAUGGUUUGGGCUUUAACCGCCUCCGAGUUGAUGAUCUUCCACCAAGUAGGUUUGUUCAGCAAGCUGAAGAAAGCAGUCGAGGUGCAUUUCAGUCCAUUGAAAGCAUUGUGCAUGCAUUCGCCUCUGUCAGUAUGAUGAUGGAUGCUACCUUUUCAGCUGUCUAUAACAGCUUCAGGGCUGUGUUGGAUGUAGCAAAUCACUUUUCCCGAUUAAAAAUACACUUUACAAAGGUUUUUUCAGCUUUUGCAUUAGUUAGGACUAUAAGAUAUCUUUACCGACGAUUGCAGUGGAUGAUGGGUUUAAGAAGAGGCUCUGAGAACGAGGACCUAUGGGCAGAAAGUGAAGGAACUGUAGCCUGCCUUGGUGCUGAGGACCAAGCAGCUAACUCAGCAAAAUCUUGGCCAAUAUUCCUCUUUUUUGCUGUUAUCCUUGGUGGGCCUUAUCUCAUCUGGAAACUUCUGUCUACCCACAGUGAUGAAGUAACAGACAAUAUCAACUGGGCAAGUGGUGAGGAUGACCAUGUGGUUGCUAGAGCAGAAUAUGAUUUUGCUGCCGUAUCUGAAGAAGAAAUUUCUUUCCGUGCCGGUGAUAUGCUAAAUUUAGCUCUUAAAGAACAACAACCUAAAGUGCGCGGUUGGCUUCUGGCUAGUCUUGAUGGUCAGACAACAGGACUUAUACCUGCAAAUUAUGUCAAAAUCCUUGGUAAAAGAAGAGGCAGAAAAACGAUAGAAUCAAGUAAAAUUUCCAAGCAACAACAGUCUUUUACCAACCCAACACUAAUUAAAGGAGUUACAGUUGCUGAUUCUUUGGAUGAACAGGAAGCUGCCUUUGAAUCUGUUUUUGUUGAAACUAAUAAGGUUCCUGGUGCACCUGAUUCUGCAGGGAAAAGUGGAGAUAAACAAGAUCUUUGAUCCUUCGUGUUUGAGUGUAGUUGAACAAUACUUUUAAAAAUUAUUUCUGAAAAAUUAAUCUACAAUUCAAUGCAAACAUUUGUUCAUAGCUAUUCCAGGUGUUUUGCUGCUAGAAAUUAUUAAAGUUAUACACUAGCAUGUUCGUCUAGUGGCCUGGUUACAUUUAACAAUUUAUUGGACCAUGAGGACAUUGUUUCACCUCACUUUAAGAUUAUGGAGAUUGCUCUCGUUUUCUUCUUAUUUUAAUCCCUAGGCUUAUUGGAGCAAUAAGUUUGAUGAACAGUAAACUAUAUGAGCUGCCUUAGAAGGGAUCAUUAGUGUUUUUUAAAGUUCUGGGUUAAUUGACUUGAAAUACUCAGAAAUUGAGUGAUAACAUCUACUUACAAAAACAGGCAAAAAGCCUAAAUUUUUAUAACCUUAAGUAAACUAAAUAAUAAAAAUUUUCUGAUCUGCAUUUUUGUCUAGUGUUGGAUUUACUUUAGGUGAUAUGUUCUUACUUACAAAUAGUUGCUACUAUUAUUUUUUAAUUAUAUUUAUAAAAUUUUAUCUUUAGAAGUCACUGGCAUUAUGAAGGAGAUGGUCCUAGAAUGAUAGUUUCUUAAUCUCUUGCAGCGUUAAGUAGUUUUCAUCCUGAGUGAAUCAAUAAAUAGAUAUUCUUUCUUUUCCUCUAA